This is a messenger RNA of Vigna radiata var. radiata (mung bean), 960 nucleotides long. Its product is annotated as bifunctional epoxide hydrolase 2-like. Lineage: Eukaryota; Viridiplantae; Streptophyta; Magnoliopsida; Fabales; Fabaceae. Gene Ontology annotation, molecular function: hydrolase activity. The record is from RefSeq.
AUGGAAGGCGUAGAACACAGAACGGUGGAAGUGAAUGGCAUAAAAAUGCAUGUAGCAGAGAAAGGAGAGGGUCCUGUCGUGUUGUUCCUCCAUGGCUUCCCCGAGCUCUGGUACUCCUGGCGCCACCAGAUUCUCGCUCUCAGCUCCCGAGGCUACCGCGCCGUCGCCCCUGAUCUACGUGGCUACGGUGAUACAGAGGCACCAGAGUCAAUCAGCAGCUACACCAUCAUGCAUCUCGUGGGUGACAUCGUGGCACUCAUAGACUCACUUGGUGUGGGUCAAGUCUUCCUCGUUGCGCAUGAUUGGGGCGCCAUCGUAGGAUGGUACCUAUGUUUGUUUCGACCAGAGAAAAUCAAGGCCUACGUUUGCCUCAGCGUCCCUUUCAUGCCCAGAAACCCAAAAGUCAGGCCCGUGGAUGCCAUGCGGGCCCUCUACGGGGAUGACUACUACAUCUGCAGAUUCCAGGAGCCAGGCAAAGCGGAAGCUCUGUAUGGCAGUAAUAAUAACAUUGGAGAAGUAAUAAAGAGCAUCCUUACAAAUCGGAGACCUGGACCACCAAUCCUACCCAAAGAAGGGGUUGCCCUUCCUUCAGGGUCCCUUCCCUCAAGACCCCUUCCAUCUUGGCUCUCGGAGGAAGAUGUCACUUAUUAUGCUUCUAAAUUUUCAAAAACAGGCCUAACUGGGGGCCUCAACUACUACAGAAAUCUCAACCUCAAUUGGGAGCUCACAGCAGCAUGGACUGGAGCAAAAGUGAAAGUUCCAGUAAAGUUCAUUACUGGUGAUUUGGAUGUAGUAUACACUUCACUAGGGAUAAAAGACUACAUAGACAGUGGUGCUUUCAAGCGAGAUGUGCCAUAUUUGGAGGAAGUGGUUGUGCAGGAAGGGGUUGCUCACUUCAACAACCAAGAAGCUGCAGAGGAUAUCAGCAAUCACAUUUAUGAUUUUAUCAACAAGUUCUGA